Messenger RNA from Solea solea (common sole), 1236 nucleotides. Its product is annotated as transmembrane protein 69-like. NCBI's taxonomy places the organism in Eukaryota, Metazoa, Chordata, Actinopteri, Pleuronectiformes, Soleidae. The coding region runs from base 445 to 1176 and encodes 243 amino acids. The transcript has 3 exons. The record is from RefSeq and is a predicted model, not a curated record.
GGGUUUCGAACAGGCUCAUUGGUGCUGCGUUCAACACCUGCCGUGCUUAUGCAACUUAUUGAUGUUCCACAGUGUUGUUACUGGUGAACCGAUGAAACGGAACGGCUUCUUCGAAUUCUCUUCUAGUUGAACGAGAUGUCAUAUCUAUACUUGAAAUGAUGGUGUCAUAUAUUCGAAUAAAACCAUUGAAGAGCUAUGUUAGAAGUAUGUCUAGUUGGUUUUGACAACUUGAAUAUAACCCAAUACCUCCCCGCCAGUGUCAGCCAAACCAGUCGAUGUCAGAUCCCGUCUCAUUCAGUUUUAGAGACAGUCAUGUAAUCGAGCACUAAUCGAAUGGUAGCUCAGUAAACGACCUUUAGUUUCGCUACCAUAUAUUACUGUACUACAGUGCACCCGGCAAGUUGUUGAAUGACAUCGUAACGUUAAGGUAACUACAGGAUCAAAAUGUUUCGACUUGCAACUGGUAGACGCGUAGUUUAUGAGGUGUCAGUCUGGAGAUGUCUUCAGCAGAAAACCAGAACAGCAAAUUACUCAACUUCAGCUCAACUGCUGUUUUGCUCUCAGUUUUCCUCUAGAGUGGCGUCCACCAAAAAGCUGCUGAGCAUCAGGCCAGUGAGCUUGUAUGCCUCACGUCUCUGCCAAAGCAAUUCCCAAAGCACCUCAGACCGAGGAAAUGCCAAGGAAGGCCUUAGUUUAAAAACCAUCACUCAGGCUCCCAAACCAGCCCUCUACCUUGGUUUUUCUGGACUUAUCCCUUUCUUAUCAGCCCCUCUCCUUAUGGCUGCUUCCCAGUCCUUCUACCCUGAAGUGGCAUAUGCUCAAGUCGUUUAUGGAGCCUCUAUUGUGUCCUUCCUUGGAGGUGCCCGCUGGGGGUUUGCCAUACCUAUUGGUAGUCCUGCUCAGCCAGACUGGAAGAACUUGGGCAACAGUGUAGUCCCCUCACUUUUGGCCUGGCUGUCCCUGCUCUGCAGAGACAAUAUUUCAGAGGGAGCCCUGGUAGUAAUCAUGGGACUAGGUUUGUCUCUGUAUUACGACCUGACACUGCUGCCUGGCUAUCCUGCCUGGUUCAAAGCCAUGCGAACUGUCCUCACUCUGGUUGCCACCUUCUCACUGGUGGCUACACUGAUUAUUAAAAAGUUCUGCACUGAGAAGAAGGUCAAAAAGAUUAUGAGCUGAAAGAAGAGACCAGUUUGUUCUGAUCUUUAUUUACUAAAUAAAAAUGUAUAAUUGAUUGAA